GAGUGCACUGUGUGGCAAAUUGUUAUUCAGCCCUCAGCCGCGUCAGGCUGGCAGAUGACGUCAUCAUUAAGCGUCAGUGUUUAUCAUUAUUAAGUGGCAGGCUACGUGUGAUAAAGAAACCUUGAAUAAAGACUUGCAUCAAAACAGAUGUCAGCAGGGUCUUGAGCACUGAAUGAGGUCUCGUGUUUUCUCUGCGUGGUCCUCCUUGUGGAGCUGAGAUGGGGCAGCAAAUCUCCGGCCAGUCUGUUUUGGGAAAGCUUCCUGAGAAGCUCCUCAGGCAUGCAGGAUUGGUGCGGGAUAGUAGCAGUCUCACAUAUGAGGAGUUUCUGGCGAACUUAGCAGAGCUGAAUGAAGUAACUGCUAAGCUGGCAGUUGGCCAACCAAAGCACCUACUCUUCGAAGUUCAGACAGGAUCUGAUGCGUCUGCUCUGUGGAAAGUGGCUGUGAGGAUCGUGUGCACCAAGAUUAAUAAGCAGGAUGGCAUCGUGGAAGCUUCACGCAUUAUGAACCUGUAUCAGUUUAUUCAGCUUUACAAAGACAUCACCAGCCAAGCAGCUGAAGUGCUGACAGCAGGGGGCAGUAUGGCGAGUUCUUCUAGUUGGGUUUCCUCUGCUUCGUUUUGCCCUGCCAGCAUGUGGAUGGGCAGGGUGAAGCAGCUGACGGAUGAGGAAGAGUGUUGCAUCUGUAUGGAUGGAAAAGCCGAUCUUAUUCUGCCUUGUGCACACAGCUUUUGCCAGAAAUGUAUUGAUAAGUGGAGUGGUCAGAGUCGAAACUGUCCCAUCUGCCGGAUCCAGCUGACAGCUGCAAAUGAAUCAUGGGUAAUGUCUGACGCACCUACGGAGGAGGACAUAGCCGGCUACAUUCUCAAUCUAGCUGACGAUGCUGGCCACCCUCACAGACCUUAAUACGGCAAUAACCACUCAUUGGGCCUCAUUUUUCAAGCUGGGAAGAAACCAAGUUAUUUGUAAAUCAUUCACUUGGGGAUUUACAAAAACCUUGGCUAAUCAUAGAAGUUUGCAUCAUACAGGAGCUCGUGGAUUGUGAAUGUACAUUUUCAUAUUAACAACUUAAAAGUAAGAAAUCCAAAACAAACCCAUAGAUUUGGACAAAUAAUUCUGGCUAGUCAUUGAGGAUGAAAGAAAUACGGCUAUGUAAAAGGAGAAUGAGUACUAAGAAACCACAUUAAGGAGGUGAUCUUUUCCCAUUUAGAUGUUCUUUUCUUGCAUUCAGCUCACUGUGAGAUUUGACGUUUACGUUGAUGCUGAGUUUUGUGGGUGUCACUAAAAGCAAAUCAUCUGUAACAUGAAUGCACUUUGCACUUUAUGCAUGAUUUGCAUUUAUCAACAUAUCCAGAAGCAGAAUGACUGUUUUGCAAAUUGUUCAUACUGUUUGGCUCAUGAAAACACACCCAACACACACUAUCAAAAGGUUGACAAAUGAGGCCUGUUGUAUAUUUCUGGGUUGUUUAACUUCACUUUCAAAAGUCAUUAGAAAACAUUUAGAUGUAGAACAUUUUUAUUAUGUGAGAUCUGUUGACUACCUGCUGAUUUAACUUUUAAUCCUAUAUUAAAUGUGUACAGGAAAGUAUGAAAAGGAACAGAGGUUCUAACGUCACUAUAUGGAUAAAGGUUUGUGGACAAAUGACUAAGAUUCGGAUGUGGGGUUUUUUUCUCCACAUUGGCUGGGAAUAUGUUUCAUCAGAUGCUCCAAUUUUGUGGUUACAGUUUGGGGAAGAACCACACGUGGCUGAAAAACAUAGGAGUCCCAAUACUUAUACCAUAUAAGUUAUACCAUAUAGUAUAUCUUAGCUGGUGAUCGUGAAGUGACUGUACAAGUGCAUUAGAUUUUCUUUUAGUUCUCAGAAGUGUUUCAAAUCAUUUUUUCAGUUAGGAGGUUGAUUACAAGUGUAUCUACUGUGAGUUUGGUAUAAGGCACCCACAAGCUACUUACAUAAAGAGUUCUGAGGAAGAGUUUUCAUUGCGUGAGAGGAAAAAUGUUUCAGCUAACAUAGUUAAUUUGCUUGAUUAGUUUGUACAAUGUGAAUAGAUUUCUGCCGUUACAGCUACUGAGAAGAUUUUAAAUGUUUACUUAUAUAGACACGUGUGUUAGUCAUUUUUCUCCUCUCAAUUUAGCAGUUAAUUCUCUUAAGAAACAGCUGAAUAAAAACUAUUUCUGGUUUAUCACAGGCCAUGCAUAUGAUAAGAGCAGCACACUGGAUAUAUCAUUUGCUUCACAUCCUAUUGUAAUUAUUAUAAUUGUUAACAUUAAUAAUUAAACAUUUUAAAUGUUUAA
Molecule: messenger RNA, 2292 nt
Organism: Silurus meridionalis
Lineage: Eukaryota; Metazoa; Chordata; Actinopteri; Siluriformes; Siluridae
Gene: rnf141
Product: ring finger protein 141
Exons: 7
Coding region: 219-905 (228 amino acids)
Biological process (GO): protein autoubiquitination
Molecular function (GO): ubiquitin-protein transferase activity
Source: RefSeq, a predicted model, not a curated record